Liolophura sinensis is the source of this 4162-nucleotide messenger RNA. RefSeq names its product mucin-2-like. The transcript has 3 exons. Bases 80 to 1213 code for a protein of 377 amino acids. Lineage: Eukaryota; Metazoa; Mollusca; Polyplacophora; Chitonida; Chitonidae. The record is from RefSeq and is a predicted model, not a curated record.
CACUGACUACCUAUAGAGACACAUCCGCGCUAUGGGUGGUAUUGUACUUAAAGCGAGACAAGAGGUGUAGGAGACAGAGAUGAGUGAGAAGAAAUUCCCGAGAAUGUCCGACUCAUACGAGCUGUCGGAGCAUAAAUCGCAUCCCCAUCAUCUGUACGUGGAAGAGGCUUUCUACGAUGGUCAGGGCUCCGCCUGGCGCUGUCUCAGGUGCGGGUCUCGUAGAGCUAAGGCGCUUUGGGUCCUGGUCGGUCUGCUUCUCGUGUGCGCCGCCCUCGGUGUCGGCCUGGGAUUUGGCUUUGCAGGUAAAAAUUCCGCUGAAAAGAACGAGUUAAGGUCUCACCAAUCCUCCACAGACGGUCAAACCUCACAGAAAUCGAUAACAACGUCAGCGCUCUCUACAUCAGAUAUGAAUUUAACAACUAUGCCCACAUCCGGGUCCCCUUCUUCAAUCGCAGCAUCUAGUGAGUCUUCCGAAAGUUCCCCCAUGACGAGUUCCACUGAUAUAAUCAUCACGGACCUUCCUACUACCACAAAAACCAUGGAGUCCAACUGGACCUUCCCAAACGAAACCACGGACAUGUCAACAUCGCCUGGAGCUACGCCAGAUACGACAGAGAAGGUGGUCACGAACACGACAGAGGAAGGUGUUACGAACACGGCCUCUGUGAGUGUAACAACCACAGCCCGGAAGACCACAACCCAAUAUCUGGCCUCCACUCCCACGAAUUAUACAGAAUCCACGAACGCUUCAAUAGCCUCAAAUACGAGUGAUGUUCCAACACCUACCAUGCCGUCAAUCUCCGUCAGCUUGACUUCUAAUGAAACCCCAUCACCAGCCACGAUUUCACCUGUAAUCACAUUGAUGUCAUCGGCGACACCAAUGCCCACAGUAGAGUCAACGGCGACUCCAGUGCUUACAACAGAGUCAACGACGACAUCAGCGCUUAUAGUAGAGUCAACGCCGACACCAGUGCCUACAGUAGAGUCAACGGCGACACCAAUGCCCCCAGUAGAGUCAACGGCGACACCAGUGCCCACAGUAGAGUCAACGGCGACAACAGUGCCCACAGUAGAGUCAACGGCGACACCAGUGCCCACAGUAAAGUCAUCGACCACAGCUAUGCCCACAGUAGAGUUAACGUCUUCAUCUCCUACGGCUGAGGACCAUACAAUGCUGAGCAGUAUAGUCCCAUCAGCAAGCAGUGGUUCCUAGUCCAGCGCAAUCAGUCAUGAGAACUUUCCAGCUUAAUAAUGCUGUGAUUAUGUAUCUUUAUGUGUAACCAUCGUUUUGUUGGUAUUUUAGAAUCAUAUAUAACCUACCAUGCUAUUAUCGUUGAAUGCUAGCAGAUCUCUUCACAAUGAUAUUUCCACAUCCGAAAGAAGGUUAUAAAACAAUUUUCUUAUUACUCAGUAAGUGUAACGAACCCUUAUCCUUCCUUCUCCUAUGCACGGUAUUGUACUGUGUGAUAUAACAUAGCCUUUGUCUCGCUCAUAUCACAUCUCCUAUACACGGUAUUGUACUGUGUGAUAUAACAUAGCCUUUGUCUCGCUCAUAUCACAUCUCCUAUACACGGUAUUGUACUGUGUGAUAUAACAUAGCCUUUGUCUCGCUCAUAUCACAUCUCUUACACAUGGUAUUGUACUGUGUGAUAUAACAUAGCCUUUGUCUCGCUCAUAUCAUAUCUCCUAUACAUGGUAUUGUACUGUGUGAUAUAACAUAACCUUUGUCUCGCUCAUAUCAUUUCUCUUAUACAUGGUAUUACACUGUGUGAUAUAACAUAGCCUUUGUCUCGCUCAUAUCACAUCUCCUAUACACGGUAUUGUACUGCGUGGUAUAACAUAGCCGUUGUCUCGCUCAUAUCACAUCUCCUAUACACUGUAUUGUACUGCGUGAUACAACUUAGUCUUAUUCUCGCUCAUUUCACUUCUCCUAUACACGGUGUUGCACUGUAUGGUAUAACGUAACCGUUAUAUCGCCAUGUCACUUAUACACUAUAUUAUACUGCAGGACAGAAACAUUGCCUCUCUGUCGCUUAUAUUCCUUCUAUGCACAGCGAUGAACAUUGUGAUAGAAGUUGCCUUUCUCUCGCUCUGUAUACGGUGAUGUACUGUGUGAUAAAAGUAUUAUCUCGCUCUUAUCUUCUUUUCUCCUAUACAUACAUGAAUAUUCUACAUACUCUAUUUGACCGAAAAGGCGUAGAGUUAUACCUCGCUCUUAUGCUCAUUUCUCCCGUGCACGGUAUUGCUCAGUAUCACAGAACAAACACACACUUUACCUCGCUCAUAUCUCCUACACACACUGUUUCACAUAUCUGUAUUAAAUGAAUUUCACCUUUAUCGUGCUUUUUACUUUUAUUUCUCCUAUGCAGGGUAUUGUACAGUGUGACUUCACAAGUUCACAAAAUCACAAGUUUACUGCACUCAUAUCCCCACUUCCCCUUUGCGAUACUGUACUGUGUGAUAGAGGUUAUCCUGUCCUCACUUCCUCUUCACGAUAUAAUACUGUCCAAUAGAGGUUAUCAUAUCCUCCCUUCCUCUUCACGAUAUAAUACUGUCCAAUAGAGGUUAUCAUUUCCUCCCUUCCCCUUCUCGAUAUUGUACUGUGCGAUAGAGGUUAUCCUAUUCUCCCUUCCCCCUUUGCGAUACUGUACUGUGUGAUAGAGGUUAUCCUGUCCUCACUUCCUCUUUACGAUAUUGCACUGUGUGAUAGAGGUUAUCCUAUUCUCACUUCCCCUUUACGAUACUGUACUGUGUGAUAGAGGUUAUCCUGUCCUCACUUCCUCUUUACGAUAUUGUACUGUGUGAUAGAGGUUAUCCUGUCCUCACUUCCUCUUUACGAUAUUGCACUGUGUGAUAGAGGUCAUCGUAUUCUCACUUCCCCUUCACGAUAUUGUACUGUCCAAUAGAGGUUAUCGUAUCCUCCCUUCCCCUUCACGAUAUUGUACUGUCCAAUAGAGGUUAUCGUAUCCUCCCUUCCUCUUCACGAUAUUGUACUGUCCAAUAGAGGUUAUCAUAUCCUCCCUUCCCCUUCACGAUAUUGUACUGUCCAAUAGAGGUUAUCAUAUCCUCCCUUCCUCUUCACGAUAUUAUACUGUCCAAUAGAGGUUAUCAUAUCCUCCCUUCCUCUUCACGAUAUAAUACUGUCCAAUAGAGGUUAUCAUAUCCUCCCUUCCUCUUCACGAUAUAAUACUGUCCAAUAGAGGUUAUCGUAUCCACCCUUCCCCUUCACGAUAUUGUACCAUGUGAUAGAGGUUACCCUACCCUCACUUCCCCUUCACGAUAUUUAAUAUUCACGCGCGGUUUCGUAUCACUUUAGCGUGCUUUUCAAUAUGAGUUAUCGCUGCUUCUGUUGUGUCGGGUUGAUGACAUGGCCUCAUAAUGAACGGCAUUUGACAGAAACUCAGUGGAUAUCAGAUGGCUGGCAAUCUUCCAGGACCGUACAGACCUGUACCGUCAGUAUGUGUCCAUCUUCCCGCACUGUAACGUGAGUUAAUGACGUCAACAUUGCCAUUCAAAGAUAUAUGUCCCCUGGACGUUCAUAUAUACACUGAUCACUUGGACAUAAGCACGAAGAAACAAUGGUAUGUGGAUAAUAUAUGAGCGUUUUCCUUAAAUUAUAUUUGUAUCUUUGCACGGGUCACAAAAAUCGUCUGUAGAGAAUAUGUCUUUUUUUUGGAACUGCGCAGUUAAUCCCAUAAUGAGUGAAAACGUACUUUGUGACCCCUGGCUAUUAAAUACUCAAUUGCUUAGAAUUAUAUUUUUCUUUCUGACCAGUUCUAAUGUUUAGGAAAAUGCAAUUCUUACAUCAUAAGAGUGAACAUACAGGAUAAUUUGUAAUAUGUUUCUUUCACAACCCAAAUUGUAACUUUAACAUGUAUACACAAUACACCCUUGUGGAGAAAGAUAUCCAAACAUGACAAUUUCGGGGAAGUGUGACGUGUUUAAAUUAUGAGCACGUCAUAUAUUUAUUUUGGAUAUAUAUUGAAUUUGUUUUGCACGUAAAGAAAAUGCCAGAAACAUCAUGUGUAAUUUAAUGAUCAUACCUCGCUCUAGAAAUGCCAUGCAGUAGUUCUGUUAUCUGGAUAAAACUUCAAUUUAGCGCUGAGUGUUUUCUUAAGGAUGUUUACAAAUGAAUAAAACCUGACAAAGUUGUUUGACUUUU